Artibeus jamaicensis (Jamaican fruit-eating bat) is the source of this 4996-nucleotide messenger RNA. It is a transcript of the gene NOL9, whose product is annotated as nucleolar protein 9. The record is from RefSeq and is a predicted model, not a curated record. NCBI's taxonomy places the organism in Eukaryota, Metazoa, Chordata, Mammalia, Chiroptera, Phyllostomidae. Gene Ontology annotation, cellular component: nucleus. The coding region runs from base 41 to 2143 and encodes 700 amino acids. Gene Ontology annotation, biological process: cleavage in ITS2 between 5.8S rRNA and LSU-rRNA of tricistronic rRNA transcript (SSU-rRNA, 5.8S rRNA, LSU-rRNA). Gene Ontology annotation, molecular function: polynucleotide 5'-hydroxyl-kinase activity. The transcript has 12 exons.
AUCUCGCGAGCUUCCGGGGCCGCCCGCGCCGGCGCCCAGCAUGGCGGAUUCGUCGCUGAUGCAGAAGAGGGGUCCCUUUCGUUCCACGUGGGCGCGAGCCCGCAAGACCCGGCCCCAGCUCAUCCUCAGCCGUCGGCCCCGCCGCCGGCUCCGGCUCCGGCUCCUGCGCUGGUGCGGCCGGAGGCGCCUGCGGCGGCGGCUGCUGCAGGCCCAGGAGACCGGCGCGGACUGGCGGGCCGGCACCUGCCUGGUGUCGCGCGCGGCGGCGGCCCGGAGGCCCAAGACUGCAGCCCCCAGCCGGGCCCCUAGCCCGGCUCUCAGCGGGGCUUCGGACGAGGAACCCGCCCCGAGUGCCCCCGCGCCGCUCCCAAUCCCCCCUCUGCGGCCCGCCGGUCCUGGCCGCGCGUUGCUGCUGCUGCCGCGGGAUCAGGGUUUUACCUUUAGUGGCAUCUGUCGUGUGACUUGCCUUUAUGGCCAGGUGCAGGUGUUGGGUUUUACCAUUGGCCAAGGCCAGCCUUCCCAAGAUGUCUUCUCCACCUACACCCACUCUCGCCUCGCUAUCAAUGCGGCUCACUACUCGAUGCCGGAGAAAAGCAAGAAGGAGAUGAAAAGGGAAGCCCGAACCUUGCUCAGAGCGCAUCUUAAGCGGGAUGACAGAUGUUGGCUGAUGAAGAAUUUCUCCCCUCUGUGCUCCAUUGUGAUGUUAGAAAGGCUGAAAACCUCCACCGUGAACUUCAUAACCAGCCAUCCAGGGCUCUCUUACGUUUUCCUGCAAGAGAGUCCCACCUUCCAGAUUAACACCGAGUACUUCGCCCUGAGGUCUGUUGGCAUUAGAAGGGAGAAGAAGAAAGCCGGCCUUCGUUUAACCGAGAGUGUCCUUGCAGCCCUGGAAGAGUUAGUUAACGUCUCUUGUGAGGAAGUAGAUGGCUGCCCCGUGAUUCUGGUGUGUGGAUCGCAGGACGUUGGAAAGUCGACAUUUAAUAGAUACCUGAUUAACCAGUUGUUAAAUAGUAUCCCCUGCGUGGACUAUUUGGAAUGUGACCUGGGACAGACAGAAUUUACUCCGCCGGGGUGCAUUUCUUUACUUAACAUUACAGAACCGGUUCUAGGCCCGCCCUUCACCCACCAGAGGAGGCCUCAGAAGAUGGUGUACUUCGGGAGGGCUGCGUGUAAGAACAGCUGUGAGCAUUACAUAGAGGCGAUUAAGUACGUGUUCAGCUCCUGCAAGCGAGAGUCCCCUCUUAUCAUCAACACCAUGGGCUGGGUGACAGAUCAAGGGCUCUCGCUGCUCGUGGACCUGAUCCGACUGCUGUCCCCCAGCCACGUCGUCCAGUUCAGCUCCGUCCGGUGCAAGCCCAUGCCCAGCCUCACCCCUGACUACGUGGACGGCGUGGACGGCUUGUACACAAGGAGCAAGUCCAAAUGCAGAAACAGAGGGUUCUUCCUGGCCGAGUUUGCAGAGAGUUUGGAGUUUGGUGACGAAGAAAAGGAGAGUCCGGUUGUCUUUCCUGGACACAAGCUGAUAUGUGUCCAGUCGGACUUCGUGUUCAGAAAAACUCCAAGAAACAGAGAGUCGCAUAACCGAGUUCUUCGGGACUUGGCGGUGUUAGGUUACCUCGGCCAGCUGCAGAAGCCAGUGCCGAGGCCGCUUCAUCCCCUCCAUGGCCUGACCCCCUAUCAGGUCCCUUUCAGCGCCGUCGCCCUGCGGAUCAUCCACUCUGACGUCGCACCCACCCACGUGCUCUACGCCGUCAAUGCCAGCUGGGUUGCUCUUUGCAAGAUCCUGGAUGACGUCAGGGGGUACGCAGACGGGCCCAUCCUGCUUGCCCAGACUCCAGUCUGCGAUUGCUUGGGGUUUGGGAUUUGUAGGGGGGUCGAUGUGGGGAAGAGGCUGUACCACAUCCUCACUCCCCUGCCCCCGGAGGAGCUCCGGAACGUGAACUGUCUGCUGGUCGGAGCCAUCUCCAUCCCGCAGUGCAUCUUCAAGAGCCAGCGUGGCCUCGAGGGAGCAAUACCCUACAUCACGACAGAUUACAACCUCAGACUUCCUGGCGCCUCCGGAGAAAUCGGAGCAAGAGAAACCGAGGAAACCGGUAAAGAGAAACAACACUCAAAAACUAGACCCCGUCGGAAGUCGGACUGAUGUUUCGAAUCGGGGAGGAAAGCUUGACUCUGUCUCCAGCCCGACACCUGCAGACUGCCGGGCUUGUGCCGUUGCGACAGGCGCCGUCACGUCACGGUGUUUCCUGCGUAACUCCUGGAAGUUUAUAGUCGUCGAAGUCCCUUCUUAAAGCGACGUGACCCAGUUUUGCCCUGGUCUGCUGUAUGGCUCACCCUGCGUGAUGUUUUACUCUCUGGAGGGAUGGGCGGUGAGGAAAAGGUUGGACGCCGCUGAAACAAAGAAUACAGUCGAUUCCUCAGAAAGUUCUUCCAGGACCUGGUUGUUGGAAUCUGGACAAAAGUAGACAGACGGGGCCCACAGGAACGCACCAGGAGGAAGGCAGGCUGGGCAGCAGGAUCCAGGCACGCCGGGCUGCGGAGACGCUCCCCGGUCCUCACCCCGUGAUGGCUGGCGGGCGCAGGAGCCCACUGGAAGGUCUGCCUGCGGUGGGUCUCGGCCCCCGUGGUUGUUCCUGUCCCCUGACCCUGUGAUGCCGUCCGGCUUCUCUCCCAUCCCUGUGGGUCAGGCAUAGAAGAUGGUGUCUCAUCUCUAAUCAGGGGCUGAUGGGAAAGCUCGGACCCCAGAGCCCUUCACUGUCUUUGUGGGUCCGAUGGUUUUUAUGCUGCAGAAAUUGCCCUCAAAGCCAGGAAACCUGUCCCCAGGCCUCUGAAACUAGAUUUGUGCUGACUUCUCACCUGAAACUAAAGAUGCAGCCCGGGCAGGACUGGCCACCAGGAGUCUUGGAAGAGGCCUGGCAGGGCUGCUCUGGGAGAAGGGCUGGCCCUGCAUUUGGCUGGACCUGAACUUGCACACGCGCAUAGCUCUGCACCAAUGAGUGUUUUGUCCUGAAGCUCACGGCUCCUCGCCCUCCGGGGUUGGAGUGGGGGUGCUGAGCAAGGAGGAGCACGGCGGGCGGUGAGAUGCCCCUGAGGCAUCUCAGGGUGUUCUGAAUUUCAGCUCUCAGCAGAUCACGCCGAAGGAGGUUAUCAGCAUGUGCAGGUUUUAACAUCUGGGUCCGUGGGAAUCAUUGAUCACCAUUGCCUCUACGGCCCGACGUCCGCCUGGGAGCCCUGGUCACUCCAGGCUGACGGUAUUCUACAGACCAUUCAGUCUGACUUCAAAGUUGCCUCUUUUUUAUAUUUAAGUUUACCUUGUACAUGUUUUCUGUCUUGGCCUUGCAGAGAACUUCGAAACAAUCUCCUGCCAUCCACUCUUUGCUCCUUCCCCAGUUCCUUGCGUCUUCAUCAUAAUAGUCACUGUAGGCUAUUGGCAGCGAAUCCCAGAAUGAAAGUGCUGCUCUGUCAAUUGCCUUUCCUUUAAGUCCAGGCUUGCCUUUAGCCUCACCUCCUGCUGGGGGUUAAGGAUGACCUCUUGCUUCCAGGGCCAUCUGGAAAGAAGACAGACAUCGCCACUAGAGGGAGCCGUCAGCCGCAGUCAGAGGGCCAGACCCUCCAGAGCGGGGCCCCAAGCCUGUGUAGGCCUUUCUCAGGGGAUUCAGAGGUCCUGGAGUUGGGGCUCUGGCCAGCUCCAGGAGUGCUGGUGAGACCAGCAGCAGGUGCCAUAGACCUGGGAUGUCGAGUUGGUGAUCCUCGUUGACGGGUUCAGCUUGUUCUCUCUGCAGUCUGUGUGGUUCAGGUCGGGUAGGCGUGAGUCUGCAUUGGAGUUACUUUCAGUCUCGUGUGUGAUUUCCAAAGCAGUACAUGCCUAUCGUAAAGAAAUUAAAAACCGUGUGACUUAGAAUGUGAAAAUCCUGGGUCGUUGACUCUUUAAAGUCAUGUCUGUUAAAGAGGUCCUUUUACAGAAAAGGGAGAUAGGAAAAUGAAUGAUGAGACUCAAGUUCUAGGGCUCAUUUUAUAAACAAAGUUCAUUUGUUCCCACUUGUCCCCAUUAGGUCUGGCGGAGGGCGCCCACGUCCCCGCUGAGACCCCAGCCUGGAAACUGAAGAUUGGAGACGGGGGAGGGGCAGUGCCCUGGCCUCCAGCUGCUGUGGAUGGUGGUUUGUGGGAAAUCAGGAUCUGGGUGGCUUGUGGGAGGGGACAGUGGGGGUGACCAGGCUGCAGGCUGAGUCCUUUGGUGGGUGACUGCCUACCCUGCCUAAUACUCGGCUGUCUGCCUGGCAGACAGUGUGGGGACCAAGCGACGUGGCUACAGGGUUCCUUUGUACCAGAUGGCGAAUUUUUUUUUUAAUUGUUUCAUUGGUAGGCUUCUUUUUUAAAAGAUUCCCACUCGGCAGUGGAGUGAAUGAGACAGUAGGCUCUGGGGUUUGAGCUCUGAGGUCAGAUCCCGUCUGGACCUCGGAAGGCAGGUGGCUGUGAGGGACCUGGGCCCUUUCCCCACCCCUGCCUGCGCAGUGCCUGAGGCCGAGCCAUACUCCAGGGCGUGGCUCAGUGGGUGGCCUGUCCUGGUCCCAAGGCAGACUCCCAGAAGGCAGGGACCCAGACAGAAAUGUUCACCGUCGCAUGGGGACAGAGCAGAAACUCAAUGUUGGGAUCAGAAACCAUCUUACCUGCCCCACCUCUGGGCAAGCGCACCUUAAAACUGGCCUUCCAGCUCCAGAGCCACAGAGAAGUGAGUUCUUCGGCUCCCGCUGGUGGCCUGUCCCCGGGAGAUCACCCUCAUCCUCCAGGCAGUGCUUUCGAACUGGUGUUACCCGUCCACACGUGUAGGAAAUGACCCUGAAGCCCGCUGCCGCCUGGUGACCGCUUAAUGGCCUGAUUUCUCGUCUGGUAUUUUUGUAAAUUGUGUUUUUUACAUCAGUGUUCUGCUGUAUAUGUGGUUUUCUGCUGGCUUUUUCCAUUCAACAUUAUUUUGUAUCAUUAAAUAUUUUUGAGAACA